CCUCUAUCAGUCCGCAGCUUUCUUGACCUCCCAAGUCACCUCAAAACCACCAUGUCGACUGCAUCCUCAUUCGUGCGCAAUGGCAAGAAGAUUGUCGCCAUAGGUCGCAACUACAUGGAGCAUGUCAAGGAGCUCAACAACACGGCGCCUAAGGAGCCUUUCUUCUUCCUCAAGCCCACGUCGUCCUACGUGCCGUCGGGUAGCCCAGUCGAGAUUCCACGCGGCGUUCUUGCGCACCAUGAAGUUGAGCUUGGCGUUGUGAUUGGAAAGAAUGGAAGGGACAUUUUGCAGGCAGACGCGGAGCAGUACAUCGCUGGUUAUGCUCUUGCUGUUGACAUGACGGCGCGUAAUGUUCAGGACGCAGUCAAGAAGAAGGGGCUUCCGUGGACUGCCGCAAAGGGCUUUGACACAUUCACGCCUAUUGGUCAGUUCAAGCCCAAAACUCUCAUCAAGGACCCUCACGAUCUCCGCCUAUCGCUCAAGAUCAACGGCGCCUUCAAGCAGAAUGGCACGACCGCCGACAUGAUCUUCCGCAUUCCUCGACUCAUUGAACACGUCUCGUCCAUCAUGGCCCUCGAGGAGGGUGACCUACUUCUCACGGGUACGCCUUCGGGCGUCGGCCCAGUUGCCCCAGGAGACAGUGUCGAGUGUGUCCUCACAACGCCGGAGGGAGAGGUCAUCGACGAGCUAAAGUUCGACGCGAUCCAGCGCGAGAAGGGUUAUGUUUUCAACGAGAACGCCUAAAUAUAGACUGAUCUCUAUCAUUCGUUGAAUAAUUAAGCGCUCAACAUGCUUCGCCGCGUUUCCUUGUGGACUCCUCCUUCUUCAAGCAUGCAGUCAGCGCUUCCAUUUUCUGGGCCCGUUGAUGCUACCCGAAGGCUGGAAUCAUCUUGCAUGAUGGCCUGGUUGAGCGGUCGACCUGACAGACUCGUUCCCAGAGAGUCUACAUAGCGCCUCGGAUGUGGGUGAAAUUUUGGACGUCCACGAGGUUCACUGAUUGAAGGGUUCGACGGUGUUCAUCGUGGCGUAAGAAACUGGGGUUUAAGUAUCAUCGUAUUCAUGUCCGUGUACUCUAUUGCUAUGGAUAAUGCCCUCACGAUAAACU
Coniophora puteana RWD-64-598 SS2 is the source of this 1105-nucleotide messenger RNA. RefSeq lists its product as uncharacterized. Gene Ontology annotation, cellular component: mitochondrion. The coding region runs from base 52 to 744 and encodes 230 amino acids. Gene Ontology annotation, molecular function: acetylpyruvate hydrolase activity. The transcript has 7 exons. The record is from RefSeq and is a predicted model, not a curated record. Lineage: Eukaryota; Fungi; Basidiomycota; Agaricomycetes; Boletales; Coniophoraceae.